ACUUCUGGAUACAACUCGAGAGACCUCAGAGAUUGGCUGGACCACACACCCUUCUGAUGGGUGGGAUGAGGUAAGUGUCCUGGAUGACAAGAAGCGCCUGAUCCGAACCUUUCAAGUCUGUAACGUGGCCGAACCAGGUCAGAAUAACUGGUUGCGUACUCACUUCAUAGAGCGACGUGGAGCCCACCGAGUCCAUGUCCGCCUCCAUUUCUCAGUGAGAGACUGUGCCAGCAUGCGCACUGUGGCCUCUUCUUGCAAGGAGACCUUCACACUCUACUACCACCAGUCAGAAGCUGACAUAGCCUCUCAGGACAUGCCAGAGUGGCGUGAGGGCCCCUGGACCAAAGUGGAUACUAUUGCAGCUGAUGAAAGCUUUUCCCAGGUGGACAGCACUGGGAAGGUGGUUAAGAUGAAUGUUAAAGUUCGUAGCUUUGGGCCUCUCACCAAGCAUGGCUUCUACCUGGCCUUCCAGGACUCAGGAGCCUGCAUGUCCCUGGUGGCAGUUCAAGUCUUUUUCUAUAAGUGCCCAGCUGUGGUGAAAGGAUUUGCCUCCUUUCCUGAAACGUUUGCUGGAGGGGAGAGGACCUCACUGGUGGAAUCACCAGGGACGUGUGUACCAAAUGCUGAAGAGACAAGCACGACUGGAUCUUCAAGCGUUCGAUUGCACUGCAAUGGAGAAGGGGAGUGGAUGGUGGCCAUUGGACGAUGCACCUGCAAGGCUGGGUACCAACCUGUUGAUGAUGAACGAGCUUGCCACGCCUGUCCCCUUGGUUUUUUUAAAGUAUCUGUGGGAGAUGACCCCUGCCAUCUAUGCCCUGCUCACAGCCAUGCUCCACUGCCAGGUUCCCGUGAAUGUGUGUGUCAGAAACACUACUAUCGAUCUGCUUCAGACAAUUCUGAUGCUCCCUGCACUGGCAUCCCCUCUGCUCCUCGUGACCUUAGCUAUGAGGUUGUUGGCUCCAACGUGCUCCUGACAUGGCGCCUCCCCAGGGACCUGGGUGGCCGCAAGGAUGUUUUCUUCAAUGUCAUCUGCAAAGUCUGCCCAUCAGGGUCCUCAGGGCCAUGCGUGCGCUGUGGGGACAGCGUACAAUUUGAACCACGCCAAGUGGGCCUGACAGAAAGCCGUGUUCAAGUCUCCAACCUCUUGGCCCGUGUGCAGUACACCUUUGAGAUCCAGGCUGUCAACUUGGUGACUGAAUUGAGUUCAGAAGCGCCUCACUAUGCCACCAUCAAUGUUAGCACCAGCCAGUCAGUCCCCUCUGCUGUCCCUAUGAUGCAUCAGGUGAGUCGUACUACCAAUAGCAUCACACUGUCAUGGCCUCAGCCGGACCAGCCCAAUGGGAUCAUCCUGGAUUACCAGCUACGCUACUUUGACAAGGCAGAAGAUGAGGAUAAUUCAUUCACCUUAACUAGUGAAACCAACAUGGCCACCAUAUCAAGUCUGAGCCCAGGCAAGAUCUAUGCCUUCCAAGUACGAGCUAGAACAACAGUGGGCUACGGCCCAUACAGUGGGAAGAUGUAUUUCCAGACUUUAAUGGGAGGGGAGCGCUCGGAGAUGGUGCAGGACCGACUGCCGCUUAUCGUGGGCUCAGCGCUCGGUGGUCUAGCCUUCUUGGUAAUUGCUGCCAUUGCCAUCCUUGCCAUCAUCUUCAAGAGUAAAAGGCGAGAAACUCCAUACACAGACCGCCUGCAGCAGUAUAUCGGUGCACGAGGACUCGGAGUGAAGUAUUACAUUGAUCCUUCGACCUAUGAAGAUCCCAAUGAAGCUAUUCGAGAAUUUGCCAAGGAGAUUGAUGUGUCCCUUAUCAAGAUUGAGGAGGUCAUUGGAUCAGGAGAGUUUGGAGAAGUGUGCUUUGGGCGCCUGAAACACCCAGGGAAGCGUGAAUACACAGUAGCUAUUAAGACCUUGAAGUCAGGUUACACAGAUGAACAGCGGCGUGAGUUCCUGAGUGAGGCCAGCAUCAUGGGGCAAUUUGAGCAUCCCAAUGUCAUCCACCUGGAGGGUGUGGUCACCAAGAGCCGACCAGUCAUGAUUGUCACAGAGUUCAUGGAGAAUGGAUCACUGGAUUCCUUCCUCAGGCAGAAGGAAGGACAGUUCAGUGUGUUACAACUAGUGGGAAUGCUACGGGGAAUUGCAGCUGGCAUGCGAUACCUUUCAGACAUGAAUUAUGUGCAUCGUGACCUGGCUGCACGUAACAUCUUAGUCAACAGUAACCUUGUGUGCAAGGUGUCAGACUUCGGUUUGUCCCGCUUUCUGGAGGAUGAUGCCUCAAAUCCCACCUAUACUGGAGGUCUGGGCUGCAAAAUCCCCAUCCGUUGGACUGCCCCUGAAGCUAUCCAGUAUCGCAAGUUCACCUCCUCCAGUGAUGUCUGGAGUUACGGCAUUGUCAUGUGGGAGGUGAUGUCCUAUGGUGAGAGGCCUUACUGGGACAUGUCCAAUCAGGAUGUAAUUAAUGCCAUUGACCAGGACUAUCGCCUGCCACCACCCCCGGACUGCCCAACUGUUUUGCACCUGCUGAUGCUUGACUGCUGGCAGAAGGAGCGGGUCCAGAGACCCAAAUUUGAGCAAAUAGUCAGUGCUCUAGAUAAAAUGAUUCGCAAGCCAUCUGCCCUCAAAGCUGUUGGCACUGGGACCAGCAGACCAUCUCAGCCUCUCCUGAGCAACUGUCCUCCAGAUUUCCCUUCACUCAGCAAUGCCCAUGAGUGGUUGGAUGCUAUCAAGAUGGGCCGUUACAAGGAGAAUUUUGACCAGGCUGGUCUGACUACAUUUGAUGUCAUAUCACGCAUGACUCUCGAGUAA
Molecule: messenger RNA, 2800 nt
Organism: Acanthisitta chloris (rifleman)
Lineage: Eukaryota; Metazoa; Chordata; Aves; Passeriformes; Acanthisittidae
Product: ephrin type-B receptor 5
Exons: 14
Coding region: 233-2800 (855 amino acids)
Biological process (GO): cell surface receptor protein tyrosine kinase signaling pathway; axon guidance; protein phosphorylation
Cellular component (GO): neuron projection; membrane
Molecular function (GO): protein binding; ATP binding; transmembrane-ephrin receptor activity
Source: RefSeq, a predicted model, not a curated record